AUGAAGUCUGCGAGCAGACUAUUCUAUCUUUCUGUGUUUGCCCUCUGGGCUGCACCCGGUUCUUGCGAGAGCUCUAGUGAUGAAUGCCAUAUCUCGCCCAAGUCAAUCGUUGGCGAUGCCUGCGCUUCGUAUGCGACUCUCGAUAAACUGAACUCCCUGACCAAACCCGCCGUCGACGACCUCACCCACAACACCGACUUCUUCUCGCACUACCGAGUGAACCUCUUUCACAAGAAAUGUCCCUUCUGGAACGACGAAAAUGGCAUGUGCGGAAACAUUGGAUGUGCGGUCGAGACGCUGGACAACGAGGAGGAUAUCCCGGAGAUCUGGCGUGCGCAUACACUUGGUAAGCUCGAGGGUCCUCGUGCUAAGCAUCCGGGGAAGAAGGCGCAGCGCCAGCAUCCUCAGCGACCUCUUGGAGGUAGUCUCGGCGAGAAUGUCGGCGAGAGCUGUGUCUUUGAGUAUGAUGAUGAGUGCGACGAGCGAGAUUACUGUGUUCCUGAGGACGAGAGCGCGAGCUCAAAGGGCGAUUACGUGAGCUUGGUUCGAAACCCGGAGCGAUUCACUGGAUAUGCAGGCGAUGGGGCCAAGCAGGUCUGGGACGCCGUUUACAGAGAGAAUUGUUUCCAGAAGAGUUCCUUCCCCAAGUCUGCCGAUCUCGGCCUGUCUGGAUGGAACCGCGGUCCUGCUGCUCAAGAUUUCAAGCAGAUCCUCGAUGCAGCGGGUCGCCAAGCUCAGCUUGAGGAGCGCCGUCAGGAGAACCCCAAUACCCCGUUUGUCGCAAACACAGGCUUCGAGGUCGACGAUGAGUGUCUUGAGAAGCGUGUGUUCUACCGUGUCAUGUCCGGUAUGCACGCCAGUAUCAGCACUCAUCUUUGCUGGGACUUCCUGAACCAGACUACUGGCGAGUGGAGCCCUAACCUGUCCUGCUACGAACACCGUCUACACAAAUUCCCUGAUCGCAUUGGAAACGUCUACUUCAACUAUGCGCUCAUGACACGUGCUAUCGCCAAGGUUGGACCUUAUCUCCAGAAGAAGGACUAUAAGUUUUGUAUGGGAGAUGCUUCUGAGGAUGCUGCCACUCGCGCCAAGGUCCUUGAGGUCACCGAGAAAGCUGCCAGUGUCCCUCAAAUAUUCGACGAGAGCCUGAUGUUUGUCAAUGGCGAAGGACCAUCUCUGAAGGAGGACUUCCGCAACCGCUUCCGUAACGUCAGCCGUCUCAUGGACUGUGUUGGCUGCGACAAGUGCCGUCUCUGGGGCAAGCUCCAAACCGCUGGCUACGGUACCGCUCUCAAGAUUCUUUUCGAGCUCGAUAACAACAGCGACGACGUUCCUUACCUCCAGCGCACCGAGCUAGUCGCUCUCUUCAACACCUACGCUCGCAUCAGCAGCUCUCUCUACAACAUUGGCCAGUUUCAGCAGAUGAUGGAGGAGAAGGUCUUUGCGGAGAAGGAGCAGGAGGGUCUUGAGGAACUUGCCAAGAACGAGAAGUUCAACAAGAAGUUUGAGAUGGAGGCUGAGGAGAACCCCCAGAUGGACGACGCUGUUAGGGAGUUUAUCGAGCUGCGACAGAGGGGUCCCAAGGACGACAGCACGAUGGCACACGUUGCGUUCGAGUUUGCCCAAUUCAAGGCUGCUAUCAAGAUCAUUAUUAAGGGAUGGAUGCGCACGCCCAAGGCACUGUAA
Molecule: messenger RNA, 1686 nt
Organism: Fusarium subglutinans
Lineage: Eukaryota; Fungi; Ascomycota; Sordariomycetes; Hypocreales; Nectriaceae
Product: ERO1-like protein
Exons: 2
Coding region: 1-1686 (561 amino acids)
Biological process (GO): protein folding in endoplasmic reticulum
Cellular component (GO): endoplasmic reticulum membrane; endoplasmic reticulum
Molecular function (GO): thiol oxidase activity; protein-disulfide reductase activity; FAD binding
Source: RefSeq, a predicted model, not a curated record